AUGACGGAUGUUGAAGAGUCCACCAAGGUACGAUUGGAUCAGGAAAUUGCGAACAGACUGCAAAAUGAGCAUCCGGAACAGUUCAUUACUUUGGUACGGAUGCACCUGUCGUUUGAACUGGAUCUCAACACCGAUACAGAAAACGACCCAGCCGGAUUAGAUAAGCAGAAGCUGAAGAAAUGGAAAGGAUUUCACAAGAAAGCGAAGGGCUGCACAUCGGCCAAGGCGACCUCACCGGAAAUGGCAAAAGCAGCACUGACGAAGGCCAACAUUGAUGACCUGAAACAGCUUAUUGCCUUCUUGGAGCAGGAAGAGAACAUUUCGCAGGAAGGAAUAUUCCGAAAAACCGGCUCAUUGACACGCCAAAAUGAGCUGAAAAACUUGCUCUUGCAAGGCAAUAUGUUACCGCUAGAUGGGACCGGUUACACAGCGCACGAUUGUGCAAGUGUGUUGAAAAGUUUCCUUGCCGAUCUCCCGGAGCCACUGCUCACCGAGCUUUAUUACCCGGCGUACUGCCAGGUGGCCGAUCUUUUCCAUUCGAAGGAAGCCUCUCAAGCGGCACGUAGUGACGAUCGUUUGCUGAAUGCACUGCAGCUACUGUUGCUUCUGUUGCCGGAGGAGAAUAAUAUUCUGCUGCGGCACAUCAUCGAGCUGUUGCAUCUCACGAUACAGCACGAAGCAACCAACAAGAUGUCGGCGGUAAAUUUGGCCACACUCUUCACACCGCACCUGAUCUGCCCGCGUAAACAAUCCCCGGAGGCGCUACACACGACAGCUCAACAUAUGUCCGGUAUCGUGGGUUUUAUGAUCGAAACUGGGCCGCGCUUGUUUCACAUACCAUCGAAGCUGGCGACCGACAUACGGGCGUACUUUGUGGAACAACGACGUCGUAAAACCAUGUCACCCGAGCACAUCCUGAACGAGUCUACGACGUCCGACUCGGUUGCCAACACCGUGUACACGUUCGUCGAUCGGGAGAAAACGGCCGAGGCACACAUCAUGAAUUCCACUGAUACGGCUCUGGCCCAACUGUACGCCCAUAUUCAGAGUUUGCCCGAGUCAUCGAAGAAGAAAAAGCUGGUGAGCAAAUUUAAUCGCCAGAAUGGGUACGGCACACCGCUGCAGGUUUUGAUGCUGCGGGAGAAGAAUGGUUCCGGUUCGGGAGGAACCGGCCUGAGUAGUGGUGGUGGUGGUGGGUUGAAGUAUCCCCGUUCGAUAAGUGAUUCCAUUAAGCGUCACAUCUUCCACAAAUCGAUCAUGUCACGGACACCGAAACAAAGGACGGGCAGUGGCAGCCAAACACCGACCACGUUUCAGACCCCGAGCGGAACGAGCUACGGCAGUGGUGGCCCGAGACAGCGAGUUCUUUUCCAGAGUCCCGUCUCGGCGUCCGAUUCCCCGGCCAGUGUUGGGUCUCCGGCGUGCAUUAAACGUUGCUCGUCCGUAUCGUCUUCGUCGUCGUCACUUUCCUCGAUGUCAUCGCACUCGUCGGCGGGUAACACUAACGCAGGGUUCUUGAUGCGAACGAUCAGUAGUGAAAGUAGCAGCAGCAGUAACUCUUCCACCACACUUGAGCAAAAGCCCAUCUCCAUCCGUGGGGUGGAUGUAUCGAAAGCUGAAACACUGAAACGACGAUCGUCCGGUGAGCUGGUGGGAGAAUUAACCGACGAACAGCACCGGUGUGGCAGCAUUGAGCACGAUUCUAAUGCGAUCGAUUCUGAUCGUAAGCGAAGUAAGGUUGAUGAGCGUACGGAAAAGGAACAAAUGGGACGAACGAAAUCAGCGCUAAUGGUGCGUUUCGGUGUCGUCGAUACCGUUGCGGGAUGCAAUCCGAUGGAAGACAACGAACCGCCUCCUCCCGAAGACGAUGAAGAUUUUGUUGAGCAGGAAGACGACGAUAUCGGUGGAAGUGAAAAUGAAGAUGAGGGUGAAUUCUCCAACGAUGAACUCCUGAUGGUCGCUGACGGAGUGCAUGGCGAAGCGGACGGAUUCGAAGACUGUGAAAGGAUAUUGAGCGAUACCGAGGAAGAUCGGUACGGUUCGUCGGUUUUGGGUGAAACCCGCUCCCGAUAUCGUUCGGAACCAAAUCUCAGUACAAUCGGUUAUCACCACCAGCAUCAGUGUCGGGGAAAUCUCGAUCAAAAAUUAUUGACCACACGUAACAACGAGGUGCCACGAACGAAAGGUAGCUUAGGCGGUGAAAAUGCUGAUAUGGAUGGAAAAUCUCAACCAGUAACACCGGGUGGCGGAGCCGGUACAUCAGCUGGUGGUUCGACCAAGCAGCGAAUAAAUUUCUUCAAGAACAAACUCAUCAAGGGUGUAUCGAUGGGCAAUUUGCGCUUUCCGUUCGUUAGCGAUGGUAACAAGGGAAGCAAGAAAAGCAACAAUCGAUCGGUCGAAACAUUAAACCGCACAGGCCUAAAAACGGUGCACGACACCGCAACGGUCCGUGAUAGUUUUGCCGACUGUACCUUUCUGCCUACGCUACGAUCAUCCAUACCGAUCGCGUCGAUCGGACGCAAUGGAUCGAGCGAUGAUAAUUCAAACGAAUUGCCCGAAACGCAGCCGACCGUACAAGCUGGAACUAGCUGGACGGCGAAUUGUUUAACCAGUACACCCGGACCGAGCACACUCCUUAGCGGUCGCAAUUCCAUGUCGCCCAUCACGAAAAGUACCCAAAGGAUGCCAAAAUCGAUGCAGGAAUCGAUCAUGACACCGAGAUCACGUAAACCGGUCAUGUUACUGGCCGCCAUGAACGCAAACGACCAGCAGCAACUCUCGACGACCUGUGCCAGUUUUUCAAGCCUGAAAGAGGAAGAUGAAGAAAUGGACCUAGAACCGGCGGCAGGAGUUUCUACGUUAAACGGUGGCGCUAUGCCAUCAUCAUCCCGUUUCGGUAACGAAGUGGGUCUUCCACCGAUACCCACCCACUUCCCGUCUAAAGGUAACAUUGAAUCCGGUUGCGUGGUUGUUCAUGGUGGUGGUGGUGGUGAUGGUGUUGGUGAUGUUGCUGAGGGCGACCAAGUGUCGGCUUCCUUGACGAGUCCCUUUCGAGAUUACCUGCUCAGUCGCGGUUUGAUGCCGACCGAAAGCCCCGCCGAUUUGUCGUUCGCUAGCCAGUCGGAUGAUUUUGAAUCAUCAGCGGAAAUUUUGGACCAACUUAGUGAAUCGAAGAUGAGCGAAAGUUUGCUGUACUGUAUGAAUGGUAACGAACCAAAGGACAAGGACGGUACAAAAGGACCAGCAGCAACAGUACAGCGAUUAUUCGAGCGUGUCGAUUCCGAACUGGACGAGACGGCACUGUGA
Anopheles marshallii is the source of this 3306-nucleotide messenger RNA. RefSeq lists its product as uncharacterized. Gene Ontology annotation, molecular function: GTPase activator activity. The record is from RefSeq and is a predicted model, not a curated record. Gene Ontology annotation, biological process: signal transduction; regulation of small GTPase mediated signal transduction. Gene Ontology annotation, cellular component: cytoplasm. NCBI's taxonomy places the organism in Eukaryota, Metazoa, Arthropoda, Insecta, Diptera, Culicidae. The coding region runs from base 1 to 3306 and encodes 1101 amino acids. The transcript is spliced from 6 exons.